AUGGAUGCGCGAAGUAAUGGCACCGGACGACAUUACGCUGAGAAAGAAAUAUACCAGUACGAUGCUCCUUGGCCUGUCUAUGCUUUGGAUUGGUGUAAAGCACAAACCGAUCGCGAAGGAUUUAGAAUGGCCGUUGGCAGUCUGAUUGAAGAGCAAACCAACAAGCUCCAAAUUGUGACACGUACCGAUCUAGCCGUCUGGGACGAAAUGGAUCGCUAUAAAUAUUACGGCAACAAGCAACAAUCGAACCCAGAUUUCGUACCUCUUGCCGAAGUCGACUCGCAUUAUCCAAUCACUAAGGUUCUAUGGGAACCGCGAAAACGAUCACCACGCUAUUCAGAUAUUCUCGUCACAUCGUCGGACGUGUUACGGCUUUGGGAACUCGUCGAUAACCCUUCAUACGGAAGAUACGAUGGUACGAUCGGUGGUCGUCGCGGCUAUAAUAAUGAGCACCGACAAUCAUUGAUCAAACGAUCCGAGCUCGUUAAACAACGCGACUUUUGUGCACCGCUCACGUCCUUUGACUGGAACGAAGUUGAUCCGUCACUGAUUGUCACUGCCAGCAUUGACACAACGUGCACCGUGUGGAACGUUGAAACAUGUCAAGCGAAAACACAACUGAUCGCCCACGAUCGUGACGUGUAUGACGUUGCAUUCAUGCACGAAACAUCUGAUAUAUUCGCCAGCGUUGGAGCAGAUGGCAGUGUCCGUUUAUUUGACCUACGAUCCCUGGAACAUUCCACCAUAUUAUACGAAGCACCACCAGCACCACCCAGUCCAUCCGGCUCGUUCGCUUCUGCCAUCAGUGAUGGUUCUCGACCGCUUUUACGUCUACAAUUUAAUCGUAUUCAACGCGAGCUCCUGGCGACUUUUCAUAUGGAUUCAGACACUGUCCAAAUUCUCGAUAUUCGUUACCCUAGUGCUCCUGUUGCUGAGCUGACACGAAGCCACCAGAGUAGCGUCAACUGCUUUAGCUGGUCUCCUGGACACCCAGGCUACAUUUGUACUGGAGGCGACGAUGCACAAGUUCUCGUAUGGGAUAUAAAUAGUCAACAACAACAGCAACAACCUCAUCGACGCCCCUCACAUCAACGUCAACCGCAAAGCAUCGUCCAAAGUCCCAGUCUGCGCUAUGUAGCUGAUUCCGAAGUCAAAUCGUUAUCAUGGAAUCAAAGUCUGCCCAUGUGGAUAGGUAUUGGUUUCGGCAAGACCGUUCAGGCUCUCCGCGUGUAA
This is a messenger RNA of Zychaea mexicana, 1233 nucleotides long. Its product is annotated as WD40-repeat-containing domain protein. The transcript is spliced from 6 exons. Gene Ontology annotation, molecular function: protein binding. The record is from RefSeq and is a predicted model, not a curated record. NCBI's taxonomy places the organism in Eukaryota, Fungi, Mucoromycota, Mucoromycetes, Mucorales, Lichtheimiaceae. The coding region runs from base 1 to 1233 and encodes 410 amino acids. Gene Ontology annotation, cellular component: nucleus.